Molecule: messenger RNA, 3874 nt
Organism: Hemicordylus capensis (graceful crag lizard)
Lineage: Eukaryota; Metazoa; Chordata; Lepidosauria; Squamata; Cordylidae
Gene: ABHD10
Product: abhydrolase domain containing 10, depalmitoylase
Exons: 6
Coding region: 322-1173 (283 amino acids)
Biological process (GO): protein depalmitoylation
Cellular component (GO): mitochondrion
Molecular function (GO): palmitoyl-(protein) hydrolase activity; hydrolase activity, hydrolyzing O-glycosyl compounds
Source: RefSeq, a predicted model, not a curated record
CUCCACUCUAUGGUUAGCAGGGAACGCUUCCGGCGCAUGCGUGCCGCCACGCCUUUCCCCCUCCCACCACUAGCCUGGACGCGUCGGCUCUCCUGCCUGCCCUGCGGAGCUGCCGAGGGGAAGGGGGUGUGUCGCCUUCUAGUCGCGGCGUUUCCACGCUACUGCGACAUGGCGGUGGCGGGCGCUGCCAGAGUUCUGUGGCGGGAGAGGCGGAGCUGGGGCCCGGCUGCCGCCCGCAGGACAGGGCUCGCUUUCCCUCAGUUGUUGGCAUUCUAGCACUAAGUGGAAAACAUCCCAUCCUUGAGCAGAAGACCCCUCUGCAUGAGUUCGGAGACCUUUGGAUGCAACCCCGUGGCUGACAUCCAGAUUAACAAAGCACCAAUGUACAGGAAAGGCACCGGUUGCAGACAGAGAUCAUCACCUAGUUUCCUUAACCGCCCUGAUCAACCCAAACUCGCUUUUAAUAAGCUAAAAGGCAAGAAUCCUGGAGUUGUCUUCCUCUCAGGCCUUUAUUCAAGUAUGAAUGGUGAGAAGGCAACUGCACUCGAAGACUUCUGCAAAUCAAUUGGCCAUGCUUUUGUCAGGUUUGAUUAUAGAGGCUGUGGAAGUUCAGAAGGCAUCUUUAGAGAGUGCACAGUAGGAAAAUGGCGAAAGGAUGUUCUUGCAGUUUUGGAUGAACUUACAACAGGACCACAGAUUUUAGUUGGUUCCAGUUUGGGUGGUUGGUUGAUGCUUCAUGCUGCAAUUGCUCGUCCAGAAAAAGUGGUUGCGCUAGUUGGAAUUGCUUCAGCUGCAGACCAUCUUGUAUCAACUUUUCAACAGCUUCCUGUAGAGGCAAAAAAGGAAGCAGAAGAAAAAGGUGAAUGGAAGAUGCCAACCAAACACACCGAAGAAGGGUUUUAUGCUGUGCCGUAUGAAGUCAUUCAGGAAGCAGAAUCUCACUGUGUGUUAGGCACUCCUCUUCCCGUAAAAUGUCCUGUGAGACUUAUCCAUGGCAUGAAGGAUGAAGAUGUCUCAUGGCAAAUUUCCCUGAAGAUUGCUGACCGUGUUGUCAGCACAGAUGUGGAUGUUAUUCUCCGCAAAAGUGGUGAACAUAGGAUGAAAGAGCCGGAUGAUAUCAAGCUUAUUAUAUACACUGUUGAAGAUUUGAUUGACAAGCUGACCGCGGCAUGAAUUGCAUAGUGGCAGGAACACAAGGUGUUUGCACUUGGGCAGUUAAAAAACCCUGUUUCAACAGAUGACCUGUUACCUAGAAAGACCUGGAGCUUUACAGUGGUUUAUGUUGUUUCUUUGGUGUCUGGAUUUUAUUUUAUUUUAUUGGUAAAUACAGCUAUAGUCUUAAUGCUGCAUUUGCACAGAUAGAAGACGUGAAGAAAAUGCCACUGUUGAAACUCCUUCUACCACAAACAAAUCACCUGUGACCCUUUAGGCAAUAUGCAUUUCCUACACUUUUAUAUCCUGGUAUAUUUGUGCUAAUAAUCACCUUUUAUUAUCUUGUAGUACAGUGUGGCAUUUUUGUCCUUUUUUACACCUUUAAAAUAAAUAUGCAUUGAAAUAUUCUUCCACUUGAGUUGUGAAAUGUAACUUAGCAAUCCAAACUCACAGGAAAUAUACUUGAAAUACUCAUGUGUUACUUCUGGUAUAAGUGGAGACAAUUUAAGGAAGGUUUGCUUAAAAACUAAUGGGAAAGGAUGCUGUGAAUUAUUUAAAACUAUUGAAUUGCUGGUGAUGGUUUUCCUAUACAGGAGUUGUAGGUACCUGAGACUGUUUCUUGUUUUGUGACUACAAAGUGACUUUGGUGAUUCCUGUCACCAGAAUAAAGUUAAAAUCAAGCUUGUUGCUUAUCACUGAAUUGAUGAGCUUCUGUGCACUAGAGCGAGGAUCUAUGUAGUUGAAGUUCACUUGUCAGAAGCCUACAUGCGUUACAUGCAGGGGGAAAGUUCUGUUGAAAUGAAUGGCACUUGAUUACCGACAAUGUAUCUUGGACUCAUACAGAAGUUAAACGGGUCAUAAGUAUGUCUGGCAUGUGAUAGAUGCCUAUCUAGAUUGUGAUUUCUUAAUAUAAAUUUCUACUUGUUAUUUGCCAAAGAAGAUCAUAUUUGUAAAGUAGAUUUUUUGAGUAUUUCAUGUCUGAUAAUUCAGCCAUCUGGUGACAGUAUUCAUCAGUGACAAGGCUCCUCAGACUUUUAAAUAAAGAGAUGUGGUUUGGGGAUGUAACUCUCCUUUAGGAAUUGCUCUCUAAAGCCAUGCUACUUUCAGCAUUUAAGCUUGUUGCUAAAAAAACAAAAACAAAACCAUUGUCCUGCAUGGAGUCUCCACGCAGUAGUGUGCACGCCAUGGUAUUCUAAGGUUAGUUUGGAAGUUUUGUUUUGUUCUUUUUCCUUUUGUGAGGGGCUUUCUCCACUGCAGGGUCCAGACUUUCUCUGAUGAAAGAAAAGCAGGCAAUCCUUGCCUGGAAGAGUCUGUUAAAUCUACAUUCUUAAUUACAAAUCUGAAAAAGCAUAUUAGGAAUGGAGUAUAUGCUUUUAUAAGUUGAAGUAAUAGUAAAAAUUAAAUGUUGAAACUCCAUCUGAAAAUAAGACCUUUCUAGAUCAUGCAAUUAAAGGUUCAAAUGGCUUAUUCUGUUGCUUAUAGUCCAUGGUUGCAAUCCAAAGUAUUUCACUUACACACAUUUGCUGUUAAUGAUUAUGUUAAUGUUGCCUGUUCAUGUGUCAUUUUCUUCAAAAGGCCAAUUCCCAUUGCACAUGGAAAACUGUCUUUCUGGAUUCUAAGGAUUAAUGUGUAUUUUAAAAAUCCACAUCACAAGCCAUAUUACUUUGAAAUUUGAGUCUGUUCCCCCCCCCCCAAAAAAAACCAACAACAACAAAAACCAACAACCACAUGUUGUCAGAGUCUUACUUUGGGAAACCACUCUCACUAGGUGCUAUUUCCAUAGAGACUUCAGCAAUUGGAGUCUAGUGACGUGCCUUACAGAUUCUCAGCACUUAGUGUUUCACACCUCCAGGGAAGAGACUGUCUCUAAUUGUAAGGUAGCAAAUGUGGUUUAGUUACUUUGAGAAACACAACAUUGCAUGUCUACACAAGCCUAGAUGACCCGAACAUGAACUUGCCAAACAACAUAGGCUUGGGUUUGUGCUGCACCACUCUCUUCUGGAUUACAGCAUUAUGUGGAAAUACCUGUGAAAGCAGUAGGACUGUUUUUCAUGUAAUGAGUUCACUAAUGGUGAAUACUGUAUUCCAAAAGCUGUUCUCAGAUAUUGCCCUGUGCUGUUCUUUUUGACUGCAUGUAUGAUUCAUGAAGAAUGUUGUGCAAAUGUGAAUGGUGUCACUAGAAAAAUCUCAGUAUUGCAAGUAUUAGGCAACUGAUUUGCUUUUCUUGUUUAUGCUGCUAAGUUAUAGGAAGAAUCUUUUUGACCUUGAUUAUGCACUUUCAUAAUGGAUGACCACACUGUGUAGAUUCAAAUAUGGGUAAUUUUAGCAUCUGUUGCAUGCUGAUACCAAGUAUGGAUCUUCAACCCAAAUUAUACUUUAUAACUAGCUCAAUUAUAUCCCCUUUGUUCUGCUCACAACUAUCUGUGCCCCUUAGGUGCCCGAGGAGAGACUUAAAGCAAACUGACUUUCCAUGUGUGACGAUAUACAAUGUACAAAAUACUAAAAGAAAUGUCUUAUUUAUCCCUGUGAGUACACAAGGUAAGGGUGUUUUGUGUGUUUAAUAAAAUUGUGUUAAUCUAUUCACCUACUGCAUAAGUUUUGAAAGAAAUGAAAAUAUUUGACUAUGCACGAAUUGCGCUAAUCUGUAAUAAGAGAUUUUUCCCACUGUAAGUUUACACAAUUCUUUAAUACCUCUUAAUAAUAAAGCGCUGCUGUUCUGGAA